This is a messenger RNA of Parascedosporium putredinis, 771 nucleotides long. The record is from the annotation of a GenBank genome assembly. NCBI's taxonomy places the organism in Eukaryota, Fungi, Ascomycota, Sordariomycetes, Microascales, Microascaceae.
AUGUCGUCCGGCACAGCGCAGUCCGCAUUCAAGGCCCUCCACGAGCCCGGAAACCCCGUGGUGCUGCCCAACAUCUACGACGCCUCGUCGCUAUCGUCGCUCCUCCAGCUCAACCAAGGAGGCAAAACCCUCGUCAAGGCCACGGCCACGGCGUCGUGGGCCAUCGCGGCGAGCCUAGGGAUCCGGGACGAGGAACUGACGCUCGAGCAGAACCUCGCGGCGUUUUCGCGCAUCGCGCCGGUGGCGCACGCGGCCGCGCUACCCAUCUCGAUCGAUCUGCAGGACGGGUACGGGGAGCGCAUCGCCGAGGCUGUCGCGCGGGCGGCGGAGCUCGGCGCGGCGGGGGCUAAUAUCGAAGACUCCAUCCCCUCGGCAGGGUUCGCGUGGCGCCCGCCGCGCAACUCGGUGGAUAACGGCAACGACGACGACAACGGGGGAGUGGGGAGGGCCCGCUCGGCGCCGGAAGGAUUUGUGCUCAACGCGCGGUGCGACGUGUUCCGGCUGGAGCCGCCCUCGGUCGACGAGGACGAGCCGACGCUGCGGGAGGCGGUGGAGCGGGGCAAAGCGUACCUGGAGGCCGGGGCGACGACGGUGUUUUACUGGGGCGGGGCGCGGGGCCUGCGCACGAGCGAGGUGGAGACGCUGGUGCGGGAAUUGGGGCUUACGCUCUUUGCCUACUAUUAUCUAGAGGGAAUGGCUUGGAUGAUGUCCCUCCGAGAGACCCUUGAAAAGAGGAUGAUCACCGCCAAGGCCCAUAAGCUUACGGCAUAG